AGGGGGAGCUUUUUCCUCGUCCCUCCGCGGCGCGCUUUCCUCCGCUCGCUCCUCCACCGGGAAGCAUGGGCAGCGCCGACGGCUUCCAGUACCGCGCCUUGUACCCGUACCGCAAGGAGCGGGAGGCCGACAUCGACCUGCUCCCCGGGGACACCCUGGUGGUCAGCAAGGGGGCGCUGCAGGCGCUGGGGUUCAAGGAGGGCGACGAGCAGACCCCCCACCAGAUCGGCUGGAUCCUGGGGGUCAACGAGAGGACCAAACAGAAGGGCGACUUCCCGGGGACCUACGUGGAGUACGUGGGGCCGGUCAAGAUCACCCUGCCGCCACACCGCCCCCGGGGGAUCAGGCCCCUGCCGGCCGCCCCGGCGUCGCACGUCCUAGAGGAACCAGGGUUGGCGCUCCCCGAACUCUCUGAGCAGUUUGCUCCCCCAGAGGUCGCGCCACCCCUGCUGUGCAGGCUGGUGGACGCCAUUGAGAAGAAAGGGCUGGACAGCAAAGCUCUCUACCGGACGUCCUGCGCGGAACUGAGGCUGGGAGCUGACUGGGCUGCGUCCGGCGACUUGGACGCCUUCGACAUCCCAUCUCUCGGAGAAGCUCUGAAAGGGUACCUGCAAGACCUGCCCACUCCGGUGGUCCCGCCCGGCCUCGGGUGCGAAAUCCUGCGCUUCCUCCAGGACGCCCCCCAGCCGGACUCUGGCCGGCAGCACCUCCUGUCUCUCCUGGCGCCGCCGGCCAUGCCCCUGGCUCACCUGCUGACGCUGCAGUUCCUCCUGCGCCACUGGGCCAAGGUGGCGGAGCAAGCCGAGAGCAACGGGUUGGGGCCCCGGGCCCUGGGGGAGGUCUUCGGGGGCCUGGUCCUGCGGGGGGCGCCGGCCGCCAGCGCCGAGGGGACCCCGGAUUUCUCCGCCCUUUUCCUGGAGCUGCUCCUGGAGGCGAAAGACCCCGAAGCCGAGCUGCCCCCGCCGGCUCUGCCCCCCAAGCCCCCCAAAGCGAAGCCGGCGUCCGCAGCCCCCCUGGCCAACGGGAACGGCACGACCCUCCAGGACGCCGAGUGGUAUUGGGGCGACAUUUCCAGGGAGGAAGUGAACGAGAAGCUCAGGGACACCCCCGACGGGACAUUCCUGGUCCGAGACGCAUCCAGCAAAAUCCAGGGCGAAUACACGCUGACGCUCAGGAAAGGCGGGAACAACAAGCUCAUCAAGAUCUUCCACCGGGAAGGGAAGUACGGGUUUUCGGAGCCCCUGACCUUCGGCUCGGUGGUGGAGCUCAUCAACCACUACCGACACGAGUCCCUGGCCCAGUACAACGCCAAACUCGACACCCGGCUCCUCUACCCUAUCUCCAAGUACCAGCAGGACCAAGUGGUGAAGGAAGACAGCGUGGAGGCCGUCGGGGAGCAGCUGAAAGUCUACCACCAGCAGUACCAAGACAAGAGCCGGGAGUAUGACCUGCUCUACGAGGAAUACACCCGCACCUCCCAGGAGCUUCAGAUGAAGAGGACCGCGAUUGAGGCCUUCAAUGAGACCAUCAAGAUCUUCGAGGAGCAGUGCCAGACGCAGGAGAAAUGCAGCCGCGAUUACAUAGAGCGCUUCCGGAGGGAGGGGAACGACAAGGAGAUCCAGCGCAUCCUGAUGAACUCGGAGAAGCUGAAGUCUCGCGUGGCCGAGAUCCACGACAGCAAGAUGCAGCUGGAGGAGGACCUGAAGCAGCAGGCGUCCGAGAACCGGGAGAUAGACAAGCGCAUGAACAGCCUCAAGCCGGACCUCCUGCAGCUGCGGAAACUGCGCGACCAAUACUUGGUGUGGCUGACCCAAAAGGGAACCCGGCAGAAGCAGAUCAACGAGUGGCUGGGGAUCAAGAACGAGACGGAGGACCACUACUCCAUGAUGGAGGACGAGGAGGAGCUCCCUCACCACGAGGAGCGGACGUGGUACGUGGGCAAGAUCAACCGCACGCAGGCCGAGGAGAUGCUGGCGGGCAAGAGAGACGGCACCUUCCUCAUCCGGGAGAGCAGCCAGAGAGGGUGCUACGCCUGCUCCGUCGUGGUCGACGGCGACACCAAGCACUGCGUCAUCUACAAGACAGCCACGGGGUUCGGCUUUGCGGAGCCCUACAACCUGUACGCCUCGCUCAAGGAGCUGGUCCUGCACUACAAGCACACCUCCCUGGUGCAACACAACGACUCGCUCAACGUCACCCUGGCCUACCCCAUCUUCCCGCUGCCCCCCAGAUGAAGACCGCGGCCGGGGGGGCCCUCUCUCUC
Lacerta agilis (Sand lizard) is the source of this 2263-nucleotide messenger RNA. RefSeq names its product phosphoinositide-3-kinase regulatory subunit 2 (gene PIK3R2). The record is from RefSeq and is a predicted model, not a curated record. The transcript has 15 exons. NCBI's taxonomy places the organism in Eukaryota, Metazoa, Chordata, Lepidosauria, Squamata, Lacertidae. Gene Ontology annotation, cellular component: phosphatidylinositol 3-kinase complex. The coding region runs from base 66 to 2234 and encodes 722 amino acids. Gene Ontology annotation, molecular function: 1-phosphatidylinositol-3-kinase regulator activity; protein binding. Gene Ontology annotation, biological process: phosphatidylinositol phosphate biosynthetic process; insulin receptor signaling pathway.